AAUAUUGAUGUUUUCAAAAAACAUGUAUACUUAACUGUUGUCUGGUGAUAGGCUCUUGAAUAUAAUUAAAGUGUAUUUUCGAUUGCUAUAUAUAGUUCGAAUUUAGAAGGAUUCUCAAAGUAUCAUUUUGUUGUUCUUUAAGAAAAAUCAAAAUGAAACUAUUUGUCGCCUUCGCAGCCAUCAUUUUGAGCGUCAGUGCUUUGUCACUCAACGACCAUUGGGAAAACUUUAAGGUCAAACAUGGCAAAGCUUACAAAAACCCAAUCGAGGAAAGAGUCCGCUUUUCAGUUUUCCAAUCCAAUCUGAAACUCAUCAACGAACACAAUGCCAAAUACGAUCAAGGUCUUGUAGGUUACACAAUGGCAGUCAACCAGUUCGCUGACAUGACCCAAGAAGAGUUCAAAGCCAAGCUCGGUAUGCAAGCAAAGAAUAUCCCUAACAUCAAGACAACUCGUCAUGUUCAAGAUGUAAAUGUUGAGGUUCCAGACUCCAUUGACUGGAGACAAAAAGGUGCCGUUUUAGGUGUUAAAGAUCAAGGACAGUGUGGAUCUUGCUGGGCUUUCAGUGCUACUGGUUCCCUUGAAGGACAAAAUUACAUCAUCAAUGGCCAAUCAGUAGGCCUCAGCGAGCAAGAACUUUUGGAUUGUUCCUCAGACUACGGAAAUGGCGACUGCGACUACGGUGGUCUUAUGACCAGCGCUUUCGAAUAUAUCGAAGACCACGGAAUCGAAUCUGAAUCUAGCUAUCCUUACGAAGCUGAACAAAGAGAAUGCAGACGCAGUUCUGGCAAAGCUGCAGUUAACAUUCAAGGUUACAAAGAAGUAGCAGCCAAUGAAGAAUCUUUAAGACAAGCAGUUGGUACUGUUGGUCCAAUUUCUGCAGCAAUUAACGCUAAUCCCCUCCAAUUCUACUCAAGUGGUGUUUUUGACGGCCAGUGCGCAAAUAGCAGGAAUGACUUGGAUCACGGCAUCCUGGUCGUAGGUUAUGGUGAAGAAAACAACAAGCCUUAUUGGAUCAUCAAGAACUCAUGGGGUGCAGAUUGGGGUGAGCAAGGUUACUUCAGACUGGAGAGAAAUGUUAAUAUGUGCGGAUUGGAUUUAGUGACAAGUUACCCAGUUCUGUAAACAUAUUCUCAGUCUUCAUAAUUGAAUAAAAUGUUUUUAUAAAAA
Diabrotica virgifera virgifera (western corn rootworm) is the source of this 1169-nucleotide messenger RNA. RefSeq names its product cathepsin L-like proteinase. Gene Ontology annotation, biological process: immune response. NCBI's taxonomy places the organism in Eukaryota, Metazoa, Arthropoda, Insecta, Coleoptera, Chrysomelidae. Gene Ontology annotation, cellular component: lysosome. The transcript has 5 exons. Bases 153 to 1124 code for a protein of 323 amino acids. Gene Ontology annotation, molecular function: cysteine-type endopeptidase activity. The record is from RefSeq and is a predicted model, not a curated record.